GGUCCGUCCGGUUCGCCAUCUUACGGUAUGAACUGUAACAUAAAAGUGGUUAGAAGAGUGUGGAGUUAUUUCUUGAGUAUCUUUGGUAUUUAUCAAUGGGUUGGUAUGGAGUAUAGCAGAUUUCAUUACUGGAGGUCAAUUAAUACAGAUAAAAGUUUGAUGGGGGUUGUUAGAAGUAAUAUGCCAGGCAUCAUAUGCUGGAUAAUUUGGAAAGCUUAUGCGAACAACGUAUGGGGAUCAGAUUCUGUUAUUUCUAAUGCCGACCAAAUCAUUACUAUGAUAAAGAUGUAUUUACAAAAUUGGGUGGUUAGUCUCACCUCCGGAAAAUUGAGAUCCAUUGGAAGUGUUCUUAUAGAAGAAAAAUUAGUCCCGAGAGGUUACAAAAUAAAGGGAUUCAAGCUUCAGAUUAUCAAAUGGCAGAGACCUAGAAUGAAAUGGAAGAUGAACAUUGAUGCAUGUUACUUAUCUGGUAGAGCUGGUGGAGGAGCAAUUGUUCGAGAUGGAAUGGGUCGGUUAGCUUCAGCUAUCAGCUUUCCAUUGCUUGCACAGUCGCCGGUGGAUGCUGAACUUCAAGCUAUCUUCUUCGCGGUAAAGUGGGCAGCUGCGAAUGGUUUCGAAGACAUGUGUGUUGAAACUGAUUCUUUGGAGGCUUUGAGAUACAUUGAGGGGAAGUCGGGAAGGAGAUGGGAAAAUGAACUUCAGGCAAUUUCAGACAUCCGAAUUAGGAAAGCGAUUGGGUUCGGGCAUGUUUUGAGGGAGGGGAACUGGGCGGCUCAUUAUCUGGCCCAGGAAUGGGUAGAUCAGAUUAAAAUUUAUAAUGGGUUGGAUCAGCUACCUAUUUUGGUUAAAAAGGCUUAUUGGGCCGAUUUUUAUGGCAUUCCUUCCUUUAGAGACUCUUGAUUUACUUUUGGGAGGUUUAGGUUUGGUCCCCCUCUCUUGUACUUUUCUCUUAUCUAAAUAAAACUUCGGCAAAAAAAAAACAUAAAAG
Molecule: messenger RNA, 988 nt
Organism: Cuscuta epithymum
Lineage: Eukaryota; Viridiplantae; Streptophyta; Magnoliopsida; Solanales; Convolvulaceae
Source: the annotation of a GenBank genome assembly